This is a messenger RNA of Leptosomus discolor (cuckoo roller), 783 nucleotides long. NCBI's taxonomy places the organism in Eukaryota, Metazoa, Chordata, Aves, Leptosomiformes, Leptosomidae. The record is from RefSeq and is a predicted model, not a curated record.
AUGGCUACAGACGAAGUUACAGGAGGGGCUCGCAAAGCUACGAAAAGCAAACUUUUUGAGUUUCUGGUCCAUGGGGUGCGACCUGGGAUGCCAUCAGGAGCUCGAAUGCCCCAUCAGGGGGCUCCCAUGGGUCCCCCAGGCCCCCCAUACGUUGGAAGCCCCUCAGUGCGACCUGGGAUACCCCAGACCGUGAUGGAAACAACAAGAAAACGCACUGCACCACAGCAGGUCCAGCAACAGCAGGCGCAGCAGCAAGUGCAACAGCAGCAGCAAGCCGCUCAGAACCGAACUAGGAGUGCCAAGAGGAGGAAGAUGGCUGACAAAAUUCUCCCUCAGAGGAUCCGGGAGCUGGUUCCUGAGUCCCAGGCCUACAUGGAUCUGUUGGCCUUUGAACGCAAACUAGACCAGACCAUUAUGCGGAAGCGUGUGGAUAUUCAGGAGGCGCUGAAGAGGCCAAUGAAGCAAAAGCGGAAACUGAGACUUUACAUCUCCAACACAUUUAAUCCUGCAAAAUCUGACGCUGAUGACUCUGAUGGCAGCAUUGCUUCAUGGGAGCUGCGAGUGGAGGGGAAGCUCCUGGAUGACCUCAGCAAACAGAAACGGAAGUUUUCGUCUUUUUUUAAGAGUUUGGUUAUUGAACUGGACAAAGAUCUUUAUGGACCUGACAACCAUCUUGUGGAGUGGCACAGAACUCCCACAACCCAGGAAACAGAUGGCUUCCAGGUGAAAAGACCUGGUGAUGUCAGUGUGCGGUGCACAUUACUCCUCAUGUUGGACUACCAG